AACAUCUGCUAAUCACGUGUAUGUGACCAAUAACAUUUUAUUUGAGGUAAAGCAUGGGAAGUUUGCAAAGAUUUUCGUAACACUUUGAUUCAGGUCCAGAGAUUUCUGAUAGAGGAAACUCGCCUUGCCAGGGAGUCAUAAAUUAAAUCCACACACACACACUUCCAUCUUCUGAGAAUGUGUGUGUAUGAGUCCGCGUGCGUGUGUGCGUUCGCGCGUGUGUGGGGGAGGGGUAAUUUGUUCAUCCUCAGACACUCCCACUUUCCCUUUCCUCCUCUGCAGCGUGCAUAACUUCAACACUCCGACCCACACUUUCACAGUGCGAUCUGGACUCUACAUUGAACAGAUUAUCCGACCGGUAUCGUUAAUCAUGGAUUUGAAAUACUUGGCGGUUAUGGCUGUGCUCGCUGUGGCGACAUACGCUCCUUUCUCACAAGGGUUGUCAACUGAUUUAUUGGAGCCUGGUGGAGAUAGAUGCAAACCUACCAGCAGGACAUUCCUCUGCAUCCAGGUUGAGGCUUGCUACCAGCAGGAACAUGGAGCACUCUGUGUCACUAAACCAAUCAGUCUGGUGGAGAGGUGUUGGUGUCGUUCUACAGUUAACACCGUCCCCCAGCGCAACAUCCGAGAACUGAAGUUCCUGCACACACCCAACUGCCCCUUCCAAGUGAUUGCCAAGCUGAAGAACCACAAGGAGGUUUGUAUCAAUCCCGAGACCAAGUGGCUGCAGCAGUACCUGAAGAAUGCCCUCAACAAGAUGAAGACAUCCAAGCAGACCAACUAGAGAGCCUGCAGGAAGACCUACCAACAGACAUGUAACAUGAGACGUUCUUCCCGGUUUUGACCUUUGAUUUGCCUGUUUUUUCUGGACUCCGUACCCGCCUGCCUGCCCCUUCUGCCUGCCCUGUCAUCGAGCCUGUCUGCUACUCUUUACCUCUUGGAUUCAGGAUCUGGUUUUGACCUGAAAGACCGGAAAAUAGCUGUGCAGCGACGCUCCCCAUCCAACCUGACAGAGCUUGAGAGGAUCUGCAGAGAAAAAUGGGAGAAACUCUCCAAAUACGGGUGUGCCAAUACCCAAGAAGACUCUAGGAUGUAAUUGCUGUCAAAGCUGCUUCAAGAAUAUACUGAGUAAAGCGUCUGAAUACUUAUGUUAAUGUGAUAUUUCAACAAAAAAUGUUUUGGUACAUUUGCAAAAAUGCUUGAAAACCUGUUUUUGCUUUGUCAUUACGGAUUAUUGUGUGUA
This is a messenger RNA of Oncorhynchus mykiss (rainbow trout), 1243 nucleotides long. The record is from RefSeq and is a predicted model, not a curated record. Lineage: Eukaryota; Metazoa; Chordata; Actinopteri; Salmoniformes; Salmonidae.